GCCACCGACGAAGUAGAGAUAAGUUUGUUGGCCUGCGUUCAUUUUGCAGCUAAUUCUAUUAAUUAAAUAGGUUUUCUGAGGAAUAAGUCUAGACGUUGUAAGUCAUGGAUGUCGGCGAGCUGUUGACUUAUCAGCCUGACCGAGGAGCUAAGCGGCCCAGGGAGGAAGAUGUCAGUGAGGAGUCCCGGGUCAAGCAGAAGACCUCCAGCAGGGAGCCUCCUCGACCCGCCGUGCUUGGGGAGGCAGAGAGUGAAAACAAAGACAGCAAGGAGAAGAUCUUGGAGAAGCUCAUGGACCAGGAUGAGGUUGACCCAGAGGGAGAGCUGGUGGAUGAGAGCACAGUGAAGAAAAUGAUCCUGACCUUUGAGAAAAGGUCGUACAAAAACCAGGAGCUCAGGAUUAAAUUCCCAGACAACCCAGAGAAGUUUAUGGAGGCAGAGCUGGACCUGAAUGACAUCAUCCAGGAGAUGCAUGUGAUCGCCACCAUUCCAGAGCUGUACCACCUGCUGGUGGAACUGAAUGCUGUCCACUCCCUUCUGGGGCUGCUGAGCCAUGACAACACAGAUAUCGCCAUCGCAGUAGUGGAUUUGCUGCAGGAGCUCACAGACAUAGACACGCUGCACGAAAGCGAGGAAGGGGCCGAGGUCCUCAUUGACGCCCUGCUGGAGGGCCAAGUGGUCGCUCUUCUCGUGCAGAACAUGGAGAGGCUGGAUGAGACUGUUAAAGAAGAGGCAGACGGAGUCCACAACACGCUAGCCAUCGUGGAGAACAUGGCAGAGUUCAGACCAGGCCUGUGCGCGGAGGCCGCCCAACAGGGUCUUAUGCAGUGGCUGCUAAAGAGGAUUAAGGCAAAGAUGCCUUUCGAUGCUAACAAGCUGUACUGCAGUGAGAUCCUGGCCAUCCUUCUACAGAACAAUGACAGCACCAGGGAGCUGUUGGGAGAGAUGGACGGCAUUGAUGUCUUAUUGCAGCAGCUGUCAGUGUUUAAGAGGCACAACCCCUCCACAGUGGAGGAGCAGGAGAUGAUGGAGAACCUGUUUGACGGGCUCUGUUCCUGCCUCAUGCUGCCAGCCAAUCGUGACCGGUUCCUCCGGGGAGAGGGCCUUCAGCUUAUGAACCUCAUGCUCAGAGAGAAGAAGCAGUCAAGGACAAGCGCGCUCAAAGUGUUGGACCACAGCAUGAUCGGGCCCGAGGGCUCAGACAACUGUCACAAGUUCGUCGACAUCCUCGGCCUGCGCACCAUCUUCCCUCUCUUCAUGAAGACACCCAAAAAGAUGAGGAAAACUGGGAUCUCCGACAAGGAGCAUGAGGAGCAUGUUUGCUCCAUCCUGGCCUCCAUGCUGAGGAACCUGAAAGGGCAGCAGAGGAGCCGAUUGCUCAGCAAGUUCACUGAGAACGACUGCGAGAAGGUGGACAGACUGAUGGAGCUGCAUUUUAAGUACCUGGAAGGUGUUCAGCUCGCUGACAAGAGGAUUGAUGGAGAGAAACAUGACAUGGUGAGGCGUGGGGAAAUCUUGGAUGACUCUAUGGAGGACGAGUUUUACCUGCGCCGUUUGGACGCUGGCCUCUUCGUCUUACAGCUCAUCUGCUACAUUAUGGUGGAGAUCAGCAGUGCAGGAAUCCCGCAGCUGCAACAGAGAGUGCAUCAGAUCCUGAAUCUGAGGGGGGGUUCGGUAAAGACUGUUCGGCACAUCAUGAGAGAGUACGCAGAAAGCAUGGGUGAUGGCAAGAACGAGGAGUUCCGCCAGAGUGAGCAGAAGCGCAUCAUGGAUCUUCUGGAGAACUUCUAAACCUCCAAUAAGAACACAGGCAAGGAUCCUACCACCAAUGGCUGAAUGGCUUACAGUAAUGUCCUCUGUAAAUAGUCUUCCAUUAUGUCUUCUCAUAAUGGUUACCCUUGAGAGGUUGGGGUCAAGCAAUUGGACAAGCAAUUGGACUCCUGGAGUGUCUAAAGAAUUUUUGCUAGAAGCCUGGAGAAGACACCCUUCAGUGGGCUCCAUGGGGAUUGAUUUCAGCCAUUCAGCCCUUUCAGAGCUCAAAGGAAGAGCACAUUGCCUUGGACAAUGCCUUUUGCUGCCAUGGUCUGACAUGAUCGUAUGAGAGAGUUAAACAUGUUAAUCAGCAGUGAAGACAUGUUUUGUAACAUUUUGUCUUUUGGGCCAUUUUUAAAAUGAACUUUAUUAUGAAGAUGGUUGAGAGCAACUCAAAUUUAAUGUUUAAUUAAAUGUUCUUUACAUCUUG
Molecule: messenger RNA, 2241 nt
Organism: Electrophorus electricus (electric eel)
Lineage: Eukaryota; Metazoa; Chordata; Actinopteri; Gymnotiformes; Gymnotidae
Source: RefSeq, a predicted model, not a curated record